AUGGACCACGCUUCCAGCACGGGAGGCGUCAAGCCCAUGUCCAUCGCCGGACGUCUCGAAAGCGAUAGGGAACGUUUACUUGGAAUGACUGAUGCAGAACGAGCAUUCAGAAAGCAGUGGCUCAAUGAUCAAGAACUAUCUCCAAAUGAACCAAAAGAAGUACCAGAAAUGUAUAAGGCCCUCCGUAACCCAAUCAGAAGAUUCUACCGUUUGCCCAUGGAUUAUGUUGAGACAUCUUUGGCCCCGGUUAUUGGACCCAAUAGAGCUAUGGUAUUCAGAUGGGUGACAGCUAAAGUAGGAAUUGCGGUUGCGUUAACUUAUUGGAUGUGGUACUACUAUAAAUAUAACAGCAAUACUUGGGAGAAAAAGGGUGGUUGGAGAGCUUCUAUUUCUCGCCAGGCCUGCGUUCCUGGGGAUCCUGGUUACCCUAAGCUAUCUGAUCGCUCAGUAGGUGCUGAUUAUGCUUCUAGGGGAUUUAAGGAUGUAAAGUUGAAUCUAUAG
This is a messenger RNA of Ceutorhynchus assimilis (cabbage seed weevil), 501 nucleotides long. The record is from the annotation of a GenBank genome assembly. NCBI's taxonomy places the organism in Eukaryota, Metazoa, Arthropoda, Insecta, Coleoptera, Curculionidae.